CGGCGGCUGCGUUUCAGACACAGCGAGAGGAUCAUGGCGGAUGGCCCCAGGUGUAAGCGCAGAAAACAGGCGAACCCGAGGAGGAACAGCGUGACAAACUUCAACAAUGGCUUGGAGGCCAGCUCAGACUCGGACGAUGAGGACAAGCUACACAUCGUGGAGGAGGACAGCCUGCAGGGGCCUGAGGUCGCAGACGGAGGCACGACCACGCCGGAGGACAGCCAUGACGCCGCCGCAGCAGUGUUACCCAACGGCUCCUGGAACGGAGUGAAGGAAGAGUGUGUGUCAGAAGAGGAAGAGGAGGAGCAGGAGAAGGAUGCUCUGGUGGAGAAGAUUCUCCAGCAGGGAGACACGGCCAUCAUUUACCCUGAAGCGCCUGAGGACGAGCACAGCACGCCAGAGAGAGGAGGCGCUGAUGAAAAUGGCACGCCAGAUGCCUUCUCCCAGUUGCACACGUGCCCCUACUGCUCCCGGGGCUACAAGCGCAACGCCUCGCUGAAGGAGCACAUCAAGUAUCGCCACGAGACCAGCGAGGACAACUUCAGCUGCUCGCACUGCAGCUACACCUUCACCUACCGCUCUCAGCUGGAGAGGCACAUGAGCCACCACCGGGGCACCAGGGAGCAGCGUCACGUGACUCCAACAGCAGGAGGAAACCGCAAGUUCAAGUGUACCGAAUGUGCCAAGGCCUUCAAAUACAAACACCACCUGAAGGAGCACCUGCGCAUUCACAGCGGUGAGAAACCGUAUGAAUGCGCCAACUGUAAGAAGAGAUUCUCCCACUCAGGCUCCUACAGCUCCCACAUCAGCAGUAAGAAGUGUGUGGGCGCAGCGCCACCCAACGGCGUCCCUCGGCCGCCAAUCAAGCCCGCCCAGUCCACCCCCGUCGCCAUCGCCCCGGCCCGUGUAGUUCUGAAAGAGAAAACCGAAAGCAAGCCCCUCCAAGAGCAGCUCCCCGUCACCCAGAUCAAAUCUGAACCUGUGGAAGUCGAGUGCAAGCCUGUGACGGCGGCACCAGCAGCAUCAGCUGGGACCAACGGGGUGGUGAACGGAGGCGUGUCGCAGCCGACCGCGGUCCCAACCGCAACCCUGCCGCAGGGCGUGGCCAUGGUCGUGCCCACGGUAGGCCUCAUGUCGCCCAUCAGCAUCAAUCUGAGCGACUUGCAGAACGUGCUCAAGGUGGCUAUGGAUGGAAACGUUCUCAGGCAGGUUCUGGGUACGGCCAACGGGGUGGUGACACAGGGGAAGCAGGGAAUCGUGGUCCAGCAGCCCCAGCAGCAGAUCAUCAGCCUGCCGGCCUUUGUGGACCACGACGGGACGACAAAGAUCAUCAUCAACUACAGCAUCAACCCUGCUGCCACCACCACCGCCGCAGCUACCACUCAGCCUGCUCCUCUUUUUCUCAAAAACAAUGUUCCUCCCCCUCCCACUGUCACCACCGCUGAAGCCCCCAACCCCACCCCCACCAAAACAGCUGAACCCCCAGCUCCAGAGGUGGAGCCGAUACCUACCGACCUCACCAUUGUCAAGACAGAGCCAGAGUCUGAGCCUGUUACAGCAAUGGAGACGGAGCCGCCCACCCAACCAGAAGCAGAAUCAGUUACAACCGCGAACGCCGAAACAGCCGAGAUGCCAAAAGCCAGUAGCACCAGUACUUGUUUACUAUGCGACAGCUGUCCCGAUGGCCUGGAGGCGCUGCACCUUCUCCAACACCACAAAGCAGCCAACGGGGAGGCCAUCGACUCCGCCGCCCUGGACCCCUCAUUUGCUGCUCUGCUGAAGGAGGCUGGAGUAACACUGGAGGAGCCGCCAGUAGACGACCUCCUCUCCCUUCUGAAGACCUACUUCACCUCCAACGCCAACCCGAGCGAGGAGGAGCUGAAAAAGAUCUCAGACUCUGUCAGUAUUCCGGUGGAUGUCGUCAGGAAGUGGUUUGCCAAGAUGAACUCUGGGAACGCCGUGGGCAAACAAAGCAGUGACUCAGCCGAUUCCAAACAGACUCAAACCACAAAUUCCAGCCCUGAGGUCACCUCAGAUCAAAAUGGAGAGUUGGACAAUGACACAAAACCGAUCCUACAAACCCAGGAAACUCCCACUGAACCCCCAGCAGAAUCUGUACGUAGCUCCCUUUCCCCAUCAGAUGUUGCACCACUAAACCUCACCGCCGGGGACCUUAUCAUUGUUAAAAGCGAGCCAGAAGACCCAGAGGUCCAGGACGCCCAGGCAGAACCCCUGGACCUCUCCCUUCCUAAGCAGCACCCCGACAGCCCGAGGACCCCCCCUCCUCCUGCCAAGCAACAGGAGCAGCCCCUCAACCUGAGCUGCCUGAGGAAGGAGCAGCUGCAGGGCGGAACCAUCUACGUCACCACGCCUCAGACCGGCAGCCCCGUCAACAUCGUCACCGCCGCACAGCUGCCCACCUUGGUGGCCAUCGCUGGCCAAGGGACAGUGGGCUGCCUGAACGCCAUCAACACCACAACCAAACGCACCAUCCUCAUCCCACAGCUCACGUACACCUACACCACUACAGCCGGCAGCACCACCGGGGCCAAGACUGUCGUGCUCAACGGACACAAGCAGGAGAAGAAGCAGGACAGCGGCUCUGAGGGCAUUUCCGCGGUGGAGGAGCAGAACGACUCCGAUUCGGCCUCGCAGCCCAAAAAGCGCCGGCUAGAGAACGGCGUUUACCCCUGUGAUCUUUGCUCCAAGGUCUUCCAGAAGGGCAGCUCCCUGCUCAGGCAUAAAUACGAACACACAGGAAAACGGCCCCAUGAAUGCGGCGUCUGCAAGAAGGCCUUCAAACACAAACACCACCUGAUCGAGCACUCGAGGCUGCACUCGGGGGAGAAACCCUACCAGUGCGACAAGUGCGGCAAACGCUUCUCCCACUCCGGCUCGUACUCGCAGCACAUGAACCACCGCUACUCCUACUGCAAGAAGGACGGGCCGGGCUCAGGGUCGCGCAAGGCCCAGUCGAUGAUCAGCAGCCCCGGCGCCGGGCUGCAGUCGGACAGCCGGACCACAACCCCGCCCUCCCAAGUGGACUCAGACGAGAGGGAGAGCGAGGAAGAGGAGGACGAGGACGAUGAGGCCAUGUGCAUGGACGACAUCCGGGUGGUGCAGGUGGACGACGGCGAGUGCGAGAUCUACGAGGGGAAUUUCGACGACGACAGGGAAGGGGAGGAGGCGGAGGAGGAAGAGACGAUGGGAGAGGCGGAGGCGGAGAGGGAGGCGGAGAGGGAGGAGGAGCCGGACGGAGAGAAGGUGGAGGAGGAGAUAGUUUGUGAGGUGGUGGAGAUCGAGUUGGGAGAGGAUCAGGAGGAGCAGGAGGAGCAGGAGCCGGAGAAAGAGGAGGCGGAGGAGGGAGCAGCGGGAGCAGAGGAAAAGGAAUCAGCGGCAGGUGAGGAGACGCAGGAAACGGCAAAUACGGACAAAAUCAUCAGGGAGGGCUCGGACAGUGUCGAACCAACGGCGGAAGUGGAGACAAACGCCAAAUAAAGGAAACAGCAUUUUUUUUUUUUUUUGGACGGUCAGAAAACGUCAGUCAUUGGUGUCAAGUAUUUGAGACAAAACCGCAUCUUGCCAUCAGUAGAAAACCACAGCGGUUGCCAGAUCUUACGGUCCACUACUGUGUACAAACCCAGGUGUGCCUGAACUUGAAAAAAAAAAGAGAGAGAAAAAAAAGCAGUGACUUUUUUGUGGAAAUAUAUCAGUGUUAAAAAAAAAAAAGUUUGUUUAUAGAAGUACAGAUUUUAAAACAAAACACCCAUAAACAUGUCAGAGUAAAAAUUUCAACCAUUUUAGGCUGUAUCUUGUGUUAAUGGGAUGCUAGGAUUUUUUUUUUUUUUUUUAUUAUUAUUAUUAUCAUUAUUAUUAUUGUUUUGUUUUGUUUUGUUUUUGGUCAUUUUGUCAGUGUUACUAAUCUUGUUGCUCAUGUUUGAAAACCUUUUAACCUGUAAAGAUGAGAAAGAUUUCUAUACCUUUUUAUUGCCAAUGAAGUUUGCUAAAUCAGUAUUUUAUUGAGUUCUACGAACAAAAACCUCUGCACUACAGUAUUCCUGGUUUACCUAUGGAUACAACAUGCCUCAUGCAUUGUCUGCCCUUCAGUGUUACACACAUACACUAGCUAGCAAGACCUUGUCUCGUUCGUGUUAGCGUAAGUUAGCCUCUGCUAGCUACCAUACCUUUUGUUUUCAGUUUGACUGUUAGCCUUAAGGAAAAAAAAACAAACAAAAAAACAACGUAUUCUUGGGGAGGGAUGCGGGUGGGAUGGGGGGGCCGGGAUCAUAAUGUGGCUUCCGUACGCCAUAACCAAAUUUGUCCUAUCAGGGAAGGUAGAGUCACAACCUCAAAGCCAGCAAUGGGCGCCUGCUUUUUGCGACCCAGCAUAGCCUGCAUGGGUGGAGUCAGGCUCCACCCGCACAGCUUACCUGAGGUUCCAAAACAAACACGCCCACUCUUACCAAGCUUCUCCUUGUUUGACUUUAGUUCUCAGUCAGUGGUCAGUGUUAUUAGCAUCUAUACAUAUAUAUAUACAUAUAUAUAUGAGGUCAUACGUGAAGGAACGGGGCAGUCGCAGCCCCACCCCAAUGCCUCCAGCCUUAUGCAAGACCUGUGUGCUGUUAAAAGUGCCAUUGAACAGUGUUAUCAUUUCUUCUUCACAGAUGUAGCCAGUAUUAUGUCCCUCUGUUACUCACACGAGACCCGUAUUGACUAAUGUUUGUUGACCUGCUCGGACUUGCAGCUUCACACGGGUGAGCCGGGUCGAUAAUUGUCCUCGCAGUAUUUGAAACAGGGUUCCCGCUCGGGCCAUGGAAUGUUUUUGAUUGUUUUUAGGCCUUUAAAAAUUUUUGCGCAAAUGCACAUGUAAAGAGUAACCAACCCCUGAGGGAAAAAAAAAAAAAAAAAAAAAAAAAAAAAAAAACGAGAAAAGCCUGACAUCAACUGGUAAGUAGGCCAUGUGCUCUUGGCUGCCCCCUGGUGCCGGGUGUUGUACACUGCAGCAGGUGUUGUCACCUUGCCCAGGGGUUGGGGUUUGGUCACUCUAAAGUAUCAUAUGCCAAUCGCAUAUUUUAGGUAAUUUAAGUGCAUAAUCAUGUUCAGUGAUAUAGUGACCUGACCAUAACAGUAAUAUGGUCCAAAUUUAUGAUUCAGCUUGCUGCAUGCACAUGAAGUCUUCAAAUAUUAAUUCAAGGAAAAAUUGUGUGAAUGGAAAACGGAAAAUGUGUGGGAACCCUGUUGGAAACCCUUAAGACAUCCAUUUAGGACUGAGCUUAACCUGUAGCUAUGAAACACCAUCUUGGAAUCGCUAGAUUCUGGACAUAAUGCGUGAAAAUGUUUACCUAAUUGGAUAAAAUCAACUUAAGUGUUCAAUCCCUCAAAGCUACUCUGAAGGCUUAUAAUUCAGAUUUUAGCAUCUGCUCGCCACGUAAGCUCAGGAGCAGGUCCAAAAAUCAAGCAAAACCCAGAACGACUUGGAGUGGAGUGGCAACAGAAGGACUUUACAGGACGUUGAUAUUUCCUGUUGUUGUUGUUGUUAUUGAGUGCACUUGUUGUAGGAGACAGAAUGGUGGCAAGCUGUCCUGCACUUCAGGUAACAAACUUUAGUGAAUGUGGUUCAUGAUUAAUGAAGUGUUUUCAGUUGGUUUUACCGAACAGUGUUUUUAUUCUUAGUUUGUUUGUGUGUGUGUGUUUUUUUUUUUCUUUCUUUCUUUUUUUAAAACUGUGUGUCCUGUGUAUGUUUUUUUUUUUUUUUUUUUUUCAGCAAUGGCAGUAUUAGAACCCUUUUCACUGAUUAAAAAAAUGUACCUGUUUAGUUUUUAGAAAACUUUUUUAUAUUUAUGUGUCUUAUUUUUAUAUUUUCUUUUAUGGUUAUUUAUUACACAUUGUAGUGUACAAUACUGUAGUUUGAAUUGAUACAAUAAUAUAUUUUAGUAUGAAAAAUAAUCUCAAGACAAACAAAAAUCCCAAAGUGUGGUUCUGGGAGCUGAAGUUUGUUUAAACAAAAACAACAAAAAACAUGUAUUAUGUAAACACGACUUCUGUUUUAAGCUGAAAAAAAAGAGAAAAAAAAAAAGACAGGAA
Myripristis murdjan (pinecone soldierfish) is the source of this 6084-nucleotide messenger RNA. RefSeq names its product zinc finger E-box binding homeobox 1a (gene zeb1a). The transcript is spliced from 8 exons. Gene Ontology annotation, molecular function: DNA-binding transcription factor activity, RNA polymerase II-specific; RNA polymerase II cis-regulatory region sequence-specific DNA binding. The record is from RefSeq and is a predicted model, not a curated record. The coding region runs from base 34 to 3498 and encodes 1154 amino acids. NCBI's taxonomy places the organism in Eukaryota, Metazoa, Chordata, Actinopteri, Holocentriformes, Holocentridae. Gene Ontology annotation, biological process: anatomical structure development; regulation of transcription by RNA polymerase II.